AUGUUGGUUGCGCGAUGUGGUCUACGAAUGUCGUCAUGGUUGGUUCAUCGACGUCAUAUUAGCUUGUCGAGUGCCUCCACAUCUUUCUGGAGAAAUACUUGGAAAAACGUCAAAGGAUUUUUGACCCAGGACGAGCAGGAGAACUUCAAUGAGGAAUCCAUUCGAAAGGCGCAUAGGUCAGACGAUUUGAGUGAAAAGGACUGGUUGCUUAUAUACAGAGAUAAAGGCGCUUCACAGUCGUUUAUUCUCGUUGGCAUUGCAUUUCCUGUAAUAAUUGGAACCCUUUGUGUCAUUGGAUACGACAUAUACACAAAUGAGCAGCGAGAUCGGUUUGAUUUCGUGCAGCGACUUCUUCGCGAUGUAGAGGAGAUAGGCCUCUUUGCCAUUGUGCCUGGAUUCGCGGCCGUAUUAGUGGUUCUCACGGUGAUUCGGAUGCAGCAGUUACGAAUCAUGAGAAUCUAUCAAAACAGGAAGAGCAUUGAUGAUUAUUUGGCGAUUGGUUCAAGAAGUGUUCUUCUAAAACAUCGGGUUUGCCUAUGUUUAUUCCGUCUUACUAGGAAAGUACGCUAA
Messenger RNA from Cooperia oncophora, 570 nucleotides. The record is from the annotation of a GenBank genome assembly. Lineage: Eukaryota; Metazoa; Nematoda; Chromadorea; Rhabditida; Trichostrongylidae.